AUGGCGCUACAAGACCCAAAAACUAACGCGACAGCGACAAACUCCCCGCCCCAAUUUAGCAACUUCCCGCAAGACCCGGCCGACUUCGACAGCGACCCGCGAAUCUCCUUCUCCAAGCUCGACAACAAAUUCAUCUUGGAAACAGACGAUGGACAAGAGUACAGUUACGACACGAUACUGAAGCGGUGGAUUCCGACGUCUGCUGGAUUUGGCUGGUUCGUGAAACUGAUUGCGGGUCGGCGCCGCUUUGCGCCUGUGGGUGUCCUCCAGGUUGACGAUGACUUGCUGCGACAACAGCAAGAAGCCUAUAAAGUUGAAGGGGUGGACGACGAUGAGCAAGAUACACAGAAGCUCAGGAAGAAACGGAAACAGGGGAGCGAGGAGGGCGAUGCUCAAAAGCCCAAGAAGCAGCGCGUCAACACUGCAGUCUACGUCACAUCCAUCCCCCUUGACGCCGAAUUCGACGAAAUCCGAGACAUCUUUUCGCGAUGCGGCGUCAUCGCUGAGGAGAUUGACAGCGGCCGCCCCCGGAUUAAAAUGUACACGGAUGACGAUGGGAAGUUCAAAGGCGAAGCCCUUGUGGUCUACUUUCGGCCCGAAUCGGUCAACCUCGCGAUUCAAAUGCUCGAUGAUUCGGACUUUAGGCUGGGCGUAACAGGGCCGCAGGGUCCCAUGCGCGUGCAGGCAGCGGAUUUCUCUUUCAAGAGCCAGCAAGAGGCGCCGACGAAGACGAGCAUGCGGGAUAAGAAGAAGAUUAUCAAAAGGACACAGAAACUCAAUAAGUAUGGCUCUGCUGGUUUUGGGCAAAGAAGAGCUACUGACGCGCGUAUGCGUAGCAAACUCGCCGACUGGGAUGACGAUGAACCGGCUGCGCUGGUGGAUACAAGUUCCAAGUUUGAGAAGGUUGUCAUUUUGAAGCAUAUGUUUACGCUUCACGAGUUAGAUGAGGACCCGGCUGCGAUACUGGACAUAAAAGAAGACAUUCGCGACGAGUGCUCCAAAUUAGGAGAGGUUACGAACGUCGUCCUCUACGACAAGGAAGAAGCGGGCGUUGUCAGCGUCCGAUUCUCAAAUCCAGAGUCUGCUAAGGCUUGUGUUCAGCUUAUGAACGGCCGCUUCUUCGGCGGCACGGCAGUCGAAGCAUACAUCUCAGAUGGAAGCGAGCGGUUCCGCAAGACUAAUGAGAAGCGCGCUGCUCUUGAGGAUCUGGCCGAGAAGGGCUUCGACGCUGAAGACGAGGAUGAGAACCAGCGGCUUGACGAGUUUGGAACUUGGCUGGAGAGUUCCCAUACUGUGGAGAAUACGGCUAAGUAA
This is a messenger RNA of Aspergillus mulundensis, 1314 nucleotides long. RefSeq names its product U2 snRNP complex subunit CUS2. Gene Ontology annotation, cellular component: U2 snRNP; U2-type spliceosomal complex. The coding region runs from base 1 to 1314 and encodes 437 amino acids. Lineage: Eukaryota; Fungi; Ascomycota; Eurotiomycetes; Eurotiales; Aspergillaceae. Gene Ontology annotation, biological process: mRNA splicing, via spliceosome. The transcript is spliced from 5 exons. Gene Ontology annotation, molecular function: RNA binding. The record is from RefSeq and is a predicted model, not a curated record.